This is a messenger RNA of Linepithema humile (Argentine ant), 9615 nucleotides long. It is a transcript of the gene Piezo, whose product is annotated as piezo type mechanosensitive ion channel component. Gene Ontology annotation, molecular function: mechanosensitive monoatomic ion channel activity. Gene Ontology annotation, cellular component: membrane. Lineage: Eukaryota; Metazoa; Arthropoda; Insecta; Hymenoptera; Formicidae. The record is from RefSeq and is a predicted model, not a curated record.
GCGUCUGGGCGGCCAAUCAGUCGGUGGCAAACCGGCAUCGUGUACCUUUAACCGACGUCAACGACGUCGGCUGAAGUCGGCCAAAGUCGUUUGUGAGAGUCGAGUAUCGGUCGAUGCUCCAAUUUCGUACGGGAUGACACGUGGGCGUACGAGAGAGCUGUCAUUCAUAAAACCAUAAGAAGCAGCGGUUGAGAGUGUGUUUGGAUAAGAAAAUGUGUAAGUGAAGCACUUUCAGUGAGUGGUGUGUUACAUCUACGAUUGCUGAAAAGUGUGCCGGGAAGCGCAUGUUGCUCCCUUCGAAGUUCGAUCGGUCUAAGGACAGCUGGGAGAAAGGGAAAAAGGACCUUGAAAGGGGAUGCUCUGAGACGCGCACUCUGUACCAGCUUGCUCGCACGAGGGUGAAAAGCCGUCCAGGCAGCUCAAGGCAUGACGAAAUACUGGCUGAACGUGGCCCUCCUCAGGGUCGUUCUACCAGUCAUCUUAGCCGGAUGCACAAUAUGGCGACCAGUAGGAUUGUCGAUCAUUUAUUUGGGACUGAUGCUGUAUUCACCGAUGGUCCCAAUACCGACGCACAGAACCAUGACAGGUCAUACGGGAAUAUACCUAAAGAUCUGCAUCUGCCUAGCCUUUCUUGUAGCUAUAGCCCAGAUCACCUUUCAUAUCGCUCUACUAGCGCUACCACCCUACGGAUACUUUUUGGAAAAUUGCGAAUUCGUGGAGAGACUCUUCCGACACAUAGGCUUCGUCAGAUUAGAUAGCGCAUCUGUAUGGGAAGUAUUCUACUGGCUGACUCCGGAAUUUAUUGUUUUGCCCACCGUGCUCGCCGUGUAUUUCAUAUGUCGCUUCCUCACGCAAAAACGUAUUAGCGAGGAGGAGGAAGAGACUGGUCUUCGUCAGGAGAAUAAUUCCCAGCGGAAGAAAACGGACGACAGCACCACAAAGAUAAUCAACUUCCUGGGUGGUAUCGGCACCUACGUCGUCCUAGCCUCGUUGUGCUGCGCGGCGGCCUUGAAACCGUCGAUAGAGGCGGCCUUUUACUUCCUGGUGUUCCUCGGCGCCGCCACGUGCUGGGCCUGCAACAGAAAUCUGCGAAAGGGCUUCGCCGUGAUUUGCAGAAUCGUCAUGGUCAUCGUGAUCGUUCACAUCGUUGCGUUGCUCGCGUAUCAAAACGAAUGGCCGCAGGAGAUUAUUCCAGUGUCCAGCGCCUGGUCGCGCUACCUGGCCCUAGCCGCAGUUUAUCACACCAACUGCAGCGACCCGAGAGACGUGGAAUAUACUGACGAUGCGGAUUGGUUGAUUUACGGAUAUGCUUUGCGGCUCUUCUGGCUGUAUUACGUCCUGGCAUUGCAGUCGCAGUUUCUCAGUAAAAAACCGGCGUUACAGGCGAAGGACGCAACACGAUUAAGCGGCAAACUGGAAAAUCUGGACACUUCAUUGUCCAGACACGUGUCCGUCAGACAUAGGACACCUUCCCAACGAUGGCAAUCAGCGCGACGUAAGGCUCGCAAGCCGGUCGUAGAUUCGUCGUUACCAACAAUCGACGAGCGAACGCCUCUGAUGCGAUUUGGUUCCGGAAGGACGGGGCUUCUUCAAGAUUCCACCACCGGAAGCAUCAUCGUUAAUCAGGAUGGUCAGCAGGACGAUAGCAUACAAAUGCAGAGUCUCAGCGAAGGAGCGCCGGAUGAGUCGGCAGGUAUCCUGGAACAAAUAAUCAUGGCAGUGUACUCCAUCUUCCAAUUAAUAGUUAACUCCUCGUAUCUUGCCUCAAAUAUAAUAAUGAUGACGUGGAGCAUAAUGUACCAUAGCUGGACGACAUUCGUCUUACUUCUGUGGGCGUUGAUUUUAUGGAUGGUUCCCAACAAACGUGCUUCCAUGAUGAAAUGCUCUCCAUUUAUUGUGUUCUAUGCUACUCUCCUGCUCCUCGGACAAUUCGUUUACAGUAUGGAUUUGACGGACGAAGAAUUGCCAAGGGUGGUGAGCGGCGUGAAAAUGUUGGAAAUCGGCUUUGCUAAAGCCGACGAACUCGGUCGCUGGCAUCUAAUAGUUAAGUGUCUAUUUAUUUCGAUGUUCUGGAUCACUACGAGGCAAUAUAUGGUAGAACGAAAGCAGCAGCGACGGUCUUCUACUCUGCGCGACAUGGUAGCACCAUUGCACGUGUCCGUCUCGACGGCGACGACUGCCAUGACUCACGAGACGCCAGAGAUCAAGAGCAAGUUCAUGAAAAACGUCGGGAAGUUAUUGCAAAACUUAUUAACCAAAUUCUGGAUCGCCGUGGUGGCAAUCAUGCUGUUCAUCUGCGGCAUAACAGGCGAACGCAUGACGCUCUUCAGAAUAGUCUACAUGCUAUUGUUCCUCGUUUUCGUUAUCACGUUUCAGAUAUCGUGGAUAGCGUGGAGGAGAAUAAUGUACGGAUUUUGGCUAACUGUUAUCGGAUAUUCGAUCAUCAUGCUGAUUCUCGUCUACACUUACCAAUUUAAGAAUUUCCCAGCAUAUUGGGAAUACAUUGGUGUUAGCGAAAAUUUACAAAUGGAUAUUGGACUAGAAUCUUACGAAAUUAAAGAUCUAUUUGUGAGAUUGCUGACGCCAACAUUCUUUGUCAUUAUCACAGUGCUUCAGAUUCAUUAUUUCCACAACGACUUUCUCGAAGUCACCAACAUCGACAGAUUAGAGCCCGAAAGCUUUCAGCGAGCCAGUCUAGGACAUUCUCCUAGUUUAAAUAUGCCAACAUCCUCACCGGCUGAUGUCACGCUGACUGAAAACGAAAAAUAUACGAUGUACACGUUGAAACAAUUAAAACAUAUGUCAAAAUUAGAGAGAAUCGCGCUAUUUCGAAAAAUGACGAAGCAUCUGGUAAAUUUUUACAAUUACACUUGGCUCUUCCUUGAAAUUCAUAUGCAGAAGAUUAUUUUUAUCUCAUUCGUUCUUCUGUGCACUAACGACGUAUGUGCAAUAAAUUUCUUCUUCAUCGUCGCGGUAGCCGUGAUGAUUAAUUUCAAAAGAAACAUACAGAUAAGAGCAAUUAACGUGUUAGCUUCCAUAAUAUCGCUUCUUACGAUUACGAAAAUGUUGUAUCAAAUCCAGAACAUCAAUCAUGACAAUUGGAACGUCAACUGCACUAAAAAUGACGAUCAACAAAAUGCAAGCAGUACCGUCUACAACAUGGCCGAAUGGUUCGGCAUGAAGAAAGCAGGACCGGGCCAACUUCCGGAUUUGCUGAAAGGCUACAUCGGCAUCAUUACCGUGACGACUUUUAGAAAAAUCAUCAGAGUCCGCCAAUGGUUUUAUCGCCAUAGCAAGGGAGAAUCAUUGGACACUCCUCAAGUGAUGUUUCCAACUAUCACCAGGGCGGACGCUGACAAGGGACUGCCGGAGUGCUUCAAGUUUCUCUUCAACUAUGGCUUCUAUAAAUUCGGCCUCGAAAUGUGCCUCAUUGGAAUCGUUACCCUGAUUGGCACCAGGCUGGACUUUUAUUCCGUUCUGUACAGCAUCUGGUUGCUGUUGUUCUUCUCAUUGAAAAGAAAAACCGUAGCGCGAAUUUGGCCGUUUUUCAGAUUUUUCGCCAUCAUUUUUCUGCCUAUUCAAUACGCCAUUGUCGUAGCACCGCCUUCGUGGCUUUGUAUAGACUAUCCAUGGGGUGAAUCUGAAGUAAUGAGGGGAUUGCAGGAAUGGAUGUACCUUCCUGAUCCAGAUUCUCCGCCAAAUCCCAAAAAACUAAUUUGUGACUUUAUUUUGUUAAUGAUGAUCGUACGGCAAAGUCUGGUCUUCCACAUCGAGCACCAAUAUUUCUUACAGUCUAACAAAGAUUUCGUAGCUGGCCACAAUUAUUCCGUCUUCCAAGAUAUGGAGAAGCCGACUUUUGUGAAUCCUGUGAAGGAUUAUGUGUCGCACAUUCAGUCGUGGCUGGACGUAUUUAAACGUGGCUGCAUGAUGAGUCUUAUGUGGGUAACCUUGUCGAUUAUGUUCCUGGCUGGAACAAAGAGAACAAAUGUCUUUUCGCUUGGCUACCUUAUUGGCGCGUUCGUUUUUCUUUGGCAAGGAAGCGAUUUUUACUUGAGACCAAUGAGAACCAUUUUAAAAUGGUGGAAUAUGCUGAUCGGAUAUAAUGUCGUUGUCAUUUUCUUGAAAGCUUUACUUCAGGGUGUGGGCUGCGUGCUCAUCAAAGACCUUGAAACUUCGAGCUGCUGGCUGGUGCAGUUGCUGGGUAUCGCAUGCCUGAAGAAGUUCAAGAGUUCUAGCGACAUAGUGUUGAGUCCCGCCGAUUGUAACGUUUCCCGUGAGGACAUCGGCAUGGUUUGGGAUGGAUUGUGCUUUAGCUUUCUCUUGAUACAAAAACGACUCUUCAAAAGCUACUACUUCUUCCACAUAGUAGACGAGACAAAAGCUAUGAGCAUUCUAGCGUCUCGCGGCGCGGAGCUACUCGAGGAGCUGCAUCAGAAGCGUAUAGAAAUCCAAGAGAAUGUGGAGAAGACCGUUUUAGAAAAGCUGAAGUUCAAGAUGGACAAGAUCAAGGCCAAUCAACAAAAGAUACAGGGACCGUCUUACAAAGAGCCCCAGACUCACAAAGUCGAUGAACUCUAUCCAAGAACGCGGCCGUUAUAUAGAAUUCGUGCGCCGACGACCAACAGAGAGGCUAUCAGAUCGGGCGACUACUACAUGUUUGAUGAUUUGGAUGAUGACGACGUCACCGAUUUGAUUCCCGACAGCGACACCGACCGAAGGGAGAAGGAACAUCGCCGCGAACAGGAGCAACGGGGAAGGAGAAUGACUGUCUCCGAGUUGAUGAACACGCUGAUUAAGACAGACAUUGAGAUCGCGACGCACGUCGCCAUGUACGGAGGGACCGAAAAGGACGCCCUGAGACUCCGACGUAGAAGCGUACCUUUGACACGGAAGAAAUCGUCCAUGUCCUAUUUGAGCGCUCGCUCCGAGACCGACACUGCCAUGGCUACCGAUGGUCCCGAUCGGACGAGUCUCACUUCAGUAGAAAUGGAAACGGAAGAGAAAGAGAUUACAGACUUAGCUAAAACACCAGAACCUUCGGAUGCAGAAGAAGAGAAAGAGGGAGACAAGAAGAGCGAUGAGGAGAAAGAGGACAAGAAAAAAGUUUCGUUCUCUACAUACUUCAAGUUUCUCUUGGUGAUGAUCAACAGCACCCUCAUUUCAAUGACGAAAUACCUAAAUCGAUUCUCCCAUGAUUACAGAUACAUUCGCAAAGUUUUAGCGAAAGAGAAAAAAACUCUAAAGGCGAAGCCAGAUUUCAGAAUGGGAACGCGACUAGGAAUUAAUCAAAUGUGGCAGCCGUUACCUAUGAUACAAGAACGAUCGGCUACGAACGGCAAUACGGAGGAAACGCUUGAUCCUGGCGAAGGUCCAAGCCAAUCACGCCCGCAGGAAGAAAGGAAGGAGAGCACGCUGACGGUACCGCACAUCCGAAUCCUGGCGCCGAGUUUGGAGCGAGGAUUGGACAUGUCCUCCUCCAGUACGCUGUUUUCGCAAGCUUUGGCGAUUCAACAAGACGAAGAAGUCAGAGAACUCUCAGAAGUGGAUCAACCGCCUAUCAUACAGCUAGCAGCAUCUAUCUGGUUUGGAAUCCUGGCACACUCUAGUUUGCUUUGUUAUUUUAUGGUGUUCCUUCAUCAAAUUAAGAACGCUUCUGUACUCUCCACGCCGUUGCCAUUUAUGGUAUUCUUGUGGGGCUCUUUAACAAUUCCGCGACCUUCGAAGACUUUCUGGGUGACGUUGAUUGCUUAUAUCGAGGCCAUUGUCAUAAUAAAAUGCAUUUUUCAAUUGGAAUUGAUUCCUUGGAAUCAAGUUGCUCCGCCAAAUUAUCCACUGUAUUUACCAAGAAUUAUGGGCAUUCUGAAAAGGAAAAAUUACGCUCUUUGGGAUUUGUUGCUACUUCUUAUGCUAUUCUUCCAUAGAUUUAUGCUAAAAUCCUUGGGUCAAUGGACAGCCCCAUCGUUAAAACCGCGGAGAAUUAUUCCUUCUCAAUUAACCGUGGUACCAUCAAAACCACCGUCUGCAGACAAAGGACAAGGAGAGCCUAGCACGCAGGAAGAAACCGAUUCUCAUGGGGAGGUAAAGACGCCACAAGGGCGAAUUUUGAGCGUCCAUGAAACGGAUAACGCAGACGGUAUCCCAUCGACAACAGACGAUAAUGAAAGACUUGUGGCUGUGCAAGGAGAAGAAGUGCAUCCUCUCAGUGAAUCGUUUUCAAAAACGAUGGAUAUGACCGUGACAAAAUACGCGGAACCAAUGAAAAACUUUUUCGAGAGAAUUAUCAGUCCAGUCGGCAAAGAAAAAACAAAUGUUUACGCUUAUAUGUUCCUUUGUGACUUCUUCAACUUUCUUUUGCUGAUCUUCGGAUUCUCUGCAUUCGGAACUCAACAAGGCGACGGUGGAGUAGCAGCUUACUUUCAAGAAAAUCGAGUUCCUAUGCCCUUUCUAUUGAUGCUAUUAUUACAAUUUGCUUUAAUAGUCAUCGAUAGAGCUCUCUUUCUUAGAAAGUCUAUCGUGGGAAAAUUGAUUUUCCAGUGCUGCUUGGUAUUUGGUAUUCAUCUAUGGAUGUUUUUCAUUUUACCGAGCGUAACGGAAAGACAAUUCAACGAAAAACUUGCGCCACAAAUAUGGUACAUGGUGAAAUGCUUCUAUUUAUUAUUAGCGGCUUAUCAAUUGCGACAAGGAUACCCGACACGAAUUCUGGGUAACUUUCUGUGCAAGAAGUACAGCAUCGUGAAUUAUGUUUUAUUCAAAGGGUUUAUGUUAGUUCCGUUUCUCUUCGAACUUCGGGCAGUGAUGGAUUGGAUUUGGACUGAUACAUCCAUGACUAUAAUGGACUGGUUUAAAAUGGAAGAUAUCUUUGCUAGUAUUUAUCAAAUCAAGUGCAUGAGGGGUGUCGAAUCGGACUUCCCUCAGCCACGAGGAGAAAAGAAAAAACAAAUGAGCAAAUACUUAGUAGGCGGGAGUGCUCUCUUACUCAUAAUCGGUUUAAUCUGGUUCCCUCUGCUCCUCUUUGCGCUUGGUAGCACCGUUGGCAUAUCAAACUUGCCUUACGAUGUAUCCAUGAAAAUACGAAUCGGCCCGUAUGAGCCCAUCUACUCUAUGUCGGCGCAGGGCAGUUCUAUCAUGGAAUAUAAGAAAGAUGAAUACAAACAUCUUACAGAUUUAUAUUCUACAGAUAGAUCAGCGGUUACUUUCUUCGAAAAUUACGUUCAUUCGGACGUAGCCGCUGUAAGAUUCAGUGGUUUUUCAAGAAAACUGUGGGGAAUUUCGCCACCCGAUAGAAACAGAUUGAAAGCAGAACUGGCUUCUAACAUCACGACAGUGGUUAUACAUGUGGAAUGGAUGGUUUCAAGAAAAACAGAUGCUAAAGAUACCACUGGAAUCACCACGACAAUUCGUGACAUAAAAUUACCGCCUUUUGUAAAUGGAGAAUUCAAUCCUAUAAGACAAACGUUAGUGGAUAUGUUAAAAGAAGAUCCUGUCGGAAUGAAUGCAUCCAUAACAUUGCAAAGCGCUUUCCCGAAAUUCCUCAAAGUCACUGCUAGAACCACCAAUGUUGUUCCACAAUUAAUGCGAGGGCGACGUCUAUCGCUAAUAGACGACGAUGAAGACGACAGUUACAUCUAUAGAAACAUCAGUAUUCAGUUAUCGACGGAAAAGGAUUGUUGUGCUCAUCAACAAUGGUGGAUAGUCCAUGAAGAAUGCACAGAUCAGUUGUACAAGGACAUCUUGAUGAAUGUACCAUUAAAUGACUGCAAAUAUAUCAUGAUGUUCCUAUUCAAUGAUAAAGCCUUCCCCGAGGGCUUAAGUUUCUUCAGUGGAUUCGGGAUCUUAGGAUUAUAUACCACGGCGGUGAUAGUCAUAAGCCAGAUGAUGCGAAAGAUUGUCAGUGAUAUGGCGCCCAAGAUCAUGUUCGACGAUUUGCCUUACGUCGACAGAAUCCUUCGUCUCUGCUUAGAUAUCUACUUGGUCCGCGAGAGUGGCGACUUGUGUCUCGAAGAAGACUUGUUUGCCAAAUUAAUCUUCCUCUACAGAUCACCGGAAACAUUAAUCAGGUGGACGAGACCACCUGAAGAAGGGGAGAGAACCGAUAACGAAGAUCAAGACGAAGACGAAGAAGAAGGACGAGAAGGAAGAAGACAGGAAGAGCACUCUCAUCGUGACUGAACCGUAGAACGAAAGGAGGAAAAGAAAGUUCUUAAAUAAUUGAUUGCACGUGUGCAAAUAUUACUCAAUAUGGGAAACCUGGAAUGCAUUUCUUUGGAAUAGGUUUUUCUCUGCCAGACGAACAAAAUAACAUUUAUAAUGAAAGUCAUUUUUAGAAUCGCAUUAUUAAGAAAUACAAGGACACACGUCCUGUUUAAAAUGGAAUUGCCAAAGAAACUAAACUUUCAAGCUUGAGAAACACUUUUGAAUUUGUGCAACAACAAACUUGCGUUGUUUAUGCAUGUUUGCAUAUUUCUCUUAUGAAUACUGAUUUAUAAAUAUUCUUUGUUGAUAAGAAUUAUUAAGAUUUUUCGAGCACAAAAAUUCAAAGAAAGCUCAACAGUUUAUAUUGCUGAAAAACUAGCUUUCCGACCAAAGUUUCGCGAUUACAUAUUUUACAAUAGUAUCACGCUAUUUAUAAAAAAUAUAUUAUACGUUAACAUACAUAGAGCAGGAGAGAGAGAGGGAAAGAGAAAGAGAAAGCAUAUUUCUCAUUGUAAUAUAAUUUAAGAGUUUGUCUCAAUAAUGUGAAUGAUGUUGUGGAUAAAACUUGCAUAUAAUAAUAGUUUCGUGUAUAAGUUUUCAAAUGUGGAAAAGAAGAUAGCUUUUAUCGUAAGAGAACUCAGGAAUUCAGUAUGAGCCUAUUUGUUGUAAAAUAAAAAAUAACGAAAUGACUGUUCUUAUCUUAAAAAUUAUAUACCAAAAAGAGCAUAACAUAGAUAUAAAUAUUUGAGAAAUAUCUUUGUUCGUGAAUAAAUACACAUAUCUAUUAGUUACAAAAUGUUAUUAUUAUAAUACGUGCAUUUUUACUAUGCAUUAUAAUUUUUUCCAAGAAUUUUUGCAAUAUGUUAACAUUAGCGUCAUAAAAAAUUUUUAGAAAUGAGUUUAGCUAUCAACGAACAGUGCAAUUAUUUUGAAGUGCUUUUAUCGUGGAAGUUUGUGUGCUUAAUGAAAUAUGUGUUUAGAUAUAUACAUUUAAGUUUGUGUGCUUAAUGAAAUAUGUGCUUAGAUAUGCAUUUAAAAUUGUAAUAUGAAGUUAUUUGUAAGCUAUUGAUCGUGAAUUUCUUGUCACCGAUAUGAUGGCUUUUCAAACUUUUUUAUACGUUUUUUUAAGUUUCAGUAUGUAGCCAUGUAGUUUGGCAAAUUAGUCAUGACGUCCACUUCUUAAAUAUUUAAUGAAAAAUGUGUCUCGCAAGAAAGAAAUUAAAAAUAUUUGUAUACAUUUAAAUAUAUAUUUAAAUAAUAUGUAUAUAGAAAAAUGUAUAUCAUAUAUAUGUAUAUCGGCUCAUUAAUGCAACGCUACAACAUUUUCAAACAUACAUUCUCUAAAUACUUUUCUUAAUAUUAGGAACUGUGGAAAACGGAAUUGGAAAUGUAAUCAGAGAAAUAAAUUUUUAUAAGCAAAUA